This is a messenger RNA of Schistocerca piceifrons (Central American locust), 1005 nucleotides long. Its product is annotated as poly [ADP-ribose] polymerase tankyrase-1-like. The record is from RefSeq and is a predicted model, not a curated record. The coding region runs from base 1 to 1005 and encodes 334 amino acids. NCBI's taxonomy places the organism in Eukaryota, Metazoa, Arthropoda, Insecta, Orthoptera, Acrididae. The transcript is spliced from 5 exons. Gene Ontology annotation, molecular function: protein binding.
AUGAGAGAACUUCAGGCUGGUGGGCGCAGCUGUGAGUGCGGCGGCGUCAGGCCGUGCCCUGCCUGCCCCUCACUGGUGCUGCAUCCAAGUUUCAAUGACAAAGUGUUCAGGUUUGGAGUUGAGAAUAUUUGGGGCUUCAGUGAAACAAGGCAGCAAAUCCAAAGUGUGGCUGGGAGCCGCCGUCUGCCGUCGCCGCCCUUGGGAAAUGCGGUGGACCCGGGGCUGGUGCAGAGAGCAGCCCGAGCUGUGGUGGGCGGGUGGGUCGCCUCCACGUGGCCUGUCGCCGACUACCUUCCCGCAGCCGAAGUGUGUCGAUUGCGGCCGUGCGGCCAUCAGAGAAGACGGCGGCAGGCCUUGCAGGCGAGCCAGCCGAGUACAGGGGGCAGCCCGGCCGACGCUCGGCCCUCCCUGCAGCUCGCGUGCGCCACGCAGCAGCCGCCUGCGUCUGCAGACACGGCUGUCGCACGGCUCAGCCUAACAUUGGACCUGGUCUCUGCUCGAAGGAGCCUCUCUCAACAGGAGAGAGGGAGGAGGCUGAUAGAGGCGGCCAAGCAGGGCGCGGUGGAGCAGCUGCGCGAGUUACUGGCGGCGGGGGCGGACGUGGGGGCGAGGGAGGAGGGGUGGUUGGGGAACAGCUGUACCGCCCUGCACCUGGCAGCACGCGGGGGUCACGUGGCGGCGGCCAGCUGCCUCGUCGGCGCCGGCGCGGAGGUCGACGCCAGGGACAGCCGGUAUCAGAGCACGCCCCUGCACUUGGCUGCAUUCAGUGGCCACGCUGGUGUGGUGCGGCUGCUGGUCGGCGCCUCUGCUGACCCCAACGCCAGGGAUCGGUGGGGGCGGACGCCGCUGCACUGGGCGGCAGAGACGGGCCGGGCAGAAGCGGCGGCUGAGCUCCUCCUGGCGGGGGCGGACAGGGGGGCCCGGGAUGAGGAUGGCAGGACCCCCCUGGACCUCGCCAGGCAGGAGGGAAAGCAGGAGCUGGUGGAUAUGCUGACACAACGCUGA